AUGUGUUUUUCGGAGCCUAAAAGACACCGACUGUGCACGAAUGGAAUGGUGCAAUUGUUUCAUCGACCGCAUCCGAAAAGGACACGAAAUUCAAAUGGUCAAGCGCUUUUUGAUGGGAUCAGGUCCGACUUUGAAGUGAUUCAGGACUUUCACGUGGAAUCAGGCCCACCACAAGUUGCUCCCAUGACUCUUCUUGAAACAUAUCGCUCUAAAAUCAAGAAAAUGAAGUUCACCACUGAAGCUGAGAAGAUGUUCCUUUCGUUUGUACAGACUCUUUUCCGAUUUCGCCGUCAUUACUUGCGAUUCUGUCCCCUGGAGAAUUUCAAGGAGAACAACCAGCGGUUUCUAGAAAACUGCUACGAUCUCCCAAAAUCUUGGACAGAUCUGAUUGAAGAGCUUGUCGACGGCCUCAGUGAAAUUCCUGAACCAUCACAAAUACCAUUCUACCUCUUGCAGAUACUUGAUGUACCUACAGAAGUAUGUUUGCUAGCUCCCUCGUGA
This is a messenger RNA of Cooperia oncophora, 501 nucleotides long. The record is from the annotation of a GenBank genome assembly. Lineage: Eukaryota; Metazoa; Nematoda; Chromadorea; Rhabditida; Trichostrongylidae.